GGUUAAAAAUUUUUUUAAAUUAACUUUACUGAUAGCUUGCGUUGAAAUUUAACUCUAGGCUAUAAUGCGAAGAAAGUAAAUUAAUUAGACAUAACAGCACAAUUUAAAAUAUACUAAUUAUUUAUCCUCGUAAAAGUUUUUAUUGUUUGCUGUCGACAUCGAUAGUACAGCACAGUGUUGAACUAAAUAUUUGGUUGAGCGAUGUAAAUUGUGAAAUGUUUUGAAAUUGUGUGGUUUGGAAUGUCGAUUCAUGUGCGGCGAACUUCAGUAUACUGAUGGCUUAUUACACAACAUGGUUUGAAGAAUCAUUUACCGAAUGUCAGGUGUAGAAAUCAUUCACCGAGAUGUGGGUAAAACCGCAAGAGGUGUUACUUGCAAAUGCAUUGUGGGUGACAGAAAUGGCCAACAUGUACUUCCUCCUGCAGAGGAGGAAGGGCUACGGCAAAGACAAAGGGCUAUCCUCGAUACUCGUUGGCACCUGGGACAGCGUUUUCGACACAAAGCCUCCGCCGUUCCGCAUCCUGCACCAGACCCCGUCCUCUGAAGUCUAUUACGUGAUUGCGUGCUCGCUCACCUACUCAGAGAUAGAGAAGGACUGGGACUGGAUCGAGAGGAACCUCUGUGACACCCUCAACUCCUUCGACAACGAGGAUGACGUGACCGAGUUUGUGUGCUGCAAGAUACAGUCGCUGAUUGCGAGCAGCGUGCCGGAGAACCAGGUCGCCGAUGAUGAAGAUACAAGGUCCUUCAAGGCGGUUUCCUUUAAGUUCCAUCGACUGUUCAAUAUGCCUCCUGACGAAAAGCUUGUCAACUAUUAUUCUUGUAGUUACUGGAAGGGCCGCAUGCCACGCCAAGGCUGGCUCUACCUGUCCGUGAACCACCUGUGCUUCUUUGCGUACAUCCUGGGGCGCGAGACGAAGCUGGUGAUUCGCUGGACUGAUGUGACGGAGCUGGACAAAACGAGCAGCCUGCUGUUCCCCGACUCCAUCAAGGUGGCGACACGCGAGAACGAGCAUCAUUUUUCAAUGUUUCUUCACAAAUUGGAAACUUUCAACUUGAUGACUCAACUUACAAAUCUAGCCAUGAAACAGCUUAUUGAUGAUAAGGGUGGCUUUAACGAAGAUAGAGACUUACUCAAUAAACUCAGCAAGAACGUCCCAAAGAAACCUUCGUUCUUAAAACGUGACUUGGAUGCCCGGGCACACUCGGAGGCAUACCGGCUGCUGUUUCGGCUUCCUGCCAAUGAGAAGCUAGAUGGCAGCACUGAUGCGACUCUGUGGACGCCAUACAAUAAACGCCAUGUUUGGGGCAGAAUGUUUCUGUCUCAGAACUUCCUCUGCUUCGAGAGUAGGGUGAAGGGACUGGUGAGUGUCGUGAUCCCCCUGCGUGAUGUGGCACUGGUGGAGAAGGCAGAGAACCAGGCGUCCAACACGGCCGUCGACAAGUCCGUGCUCAUCACCACCAACACCAAGGUCAGCUUCCUGUUCGCGCAGUUGCAGGACCGCGAUUUUGUGGUGCAGAAGAUCUCGGAGCUGCUGGCGAGGACUAGAGCCCCAUCUGUGUCGUCAGACACCGUGAGUAGCCGCAGCAGCUCCAGUGGGAUCAGCAACUUCAGCCAGUGUGAGGAGGUCACCACAGAUGUGGCGUGGAACCCUCAGCCCCCGCUGAUGACGCUGUUCAAGCUGGACGGCGUGCUGGGCAGCGUGACCCCACAGGAGACCAAGGAGCGGCUGUGGGAGCUGUACUUCGUGGAAUAUGGCAGGGGCGUGACCAUGUACCGCACCACCGAGGUGGCAAGGCUAGUGCUUCAGGGCGUGCCAGACACGCUCCGGCGCGAGGUCUGGUUGACCUUCUCAGGUGCAGUGAACGAGAUGGCUUCCAACCCAGGGCUGUAUCGCUCACUGGUGGACCAGGCCCUGGGCAAGCCAUGCACGGCCAAUGACGAGAUAGAGAGGGACCUCCACCGCUCCCUGCCGGAGCACCCGGCUUUCCAGUGCGACAUAGGCAUCUGUGCGCUUCGCAGGGUGCUGUCAGCCUAUGCCUGGAGGAACCCUCAGAUUGGGUAUUGCCAGGCCAUGAACAUCGUGGCAUCAGUGCUGCUCAUCUACUGCUCGGAGGAGGAGGCGUUCUGGCUACUGGCGACGCUGUGCGAGAGCCUGCUGCCCGACUACUACAACACCCGGGUGGUGGGCGCGCUGGUGGACCAGGGCGUGCUCGACGACCUCACCCUGGAGCACCUGCCGGGGCUGCACGCCCGGCUCGACCAGCUGGGGAUGAUCCGCAUGAUCUCCCUCUCCUGGUUCCUCACCAUAUUCCUCAGUGUGAUGCCUUACGAAAGUGCUGUGAAUAUUAUGGACUGCUUCUUUUAUGAUGGAGCCAAAGUUAUAUUCCAGGUAGCACUGGCCACCCUCGAGGCCAACCAGGAGGGGUUGUUGGCGUGUCGAGAGGAGGGGGAGGCCAUGCAGCUGCUGUCGGAAUACCUGGAAGGGGUGUGCAACGAGGAGUGUGCGGUCACUUCCCACAGCAGGGGGGACCUUACAGUCAAGAAGAGCAUCUCGGUGCAGAAGCUGCUGUACGAGGCGUACAGUCGCUACGGCUUCCUGUCGGCGGGAGCCAUCGAGAGGUUGCGGCUGAAGUACCGACUGCGGGUGGUGCAGCAGCUCGAGGACGGGGUGGGACGCAACGUGGUGCGCAGCGUCGUGGGGGAUGGCUACUUCAGCACCGAGGACCUGCAGGAGCUCCUGGUGCUGGUGCGUGAAGAGUUGUUGAGCCAGAAGAGAGUGAAUUCGGACAGGUACGACCCCACACAGCCGCCGUACGAGGCCUUCCGAGUGGACUACGAACUGUUCCGACUGCUCUUCGUCGGCCUAUCACCUUGGGGGAGGGGAACACAGGCUGAGAACCUGGCGGCUAGGUUGUUCAGGUUGAUGGACCGCAACUGUGAUGGACUCCUGAACUUCCGAGAGCUGGCGGCUGCGCUGGGAAUGACCUGCUCGGGCGAUCCCACGCAGAGGUUAAAGCUGUUGUACACCCUCCACCUACCCCCACUCUUAUCCACCGCUGACAUAGAGUCUCCGACACGCUCAGAGAACGGGACGGAAGUGGCUACGGACGCAGCAGAGUUCUUUGACUGCAUGGAGCAGAGCGUGGUAUCUUUGGAGAGCAUGAACAUCUCUGGGGAGGAUACUUCGUCGCUGCGGGAAGCGGAUGAAAGGCCACAAAGCGCUGCCAGCGUGCUCACCUACACGCGGGAGCAGUCGUGGGAGGUGAGAAGCAUGAGCAGCCUGCGCUCCAUGGUGGAGACCCGGGACUGUCGGCUGGACCUGAAGACGGUGCCCCGCAUGUCCCAGCCGCACUUCAUCAUGCUGUGGAAGACCAUCUACGACCUGUUCCAGGCCCAGCCCGAGGACCAGGAGACCUUCCACUCCAUCGCCACCAUCGGUACCUUGCUGCUGCAGCUUGGAGACGUCGGCAAGAGGUUCUACGUGGAGCGAGAGGAUUCGUCCGACAGUCUGCUGGCUGCGGCCGCUGCACAGAGCGCGGCGAUGCGUCCUGAGCUGCUCGAUGCUGACCAGUCCCCGGAUAAGAACGGCAACCCCGGGGCGGGGCAGGACCCUCGCUGGUCCAUCUCGGUGGAGCAGUUCCUGGCGACUGUGCUGACGGGGCCCCCCAUCGCGGACUUCUUCAGCCAGAACACUUCGCUGGCAGAGGGCAUCGCCAGGAUACGUGGCCGCCGCUUCAACCGACUCAACAGCCUGUCCGAGACGGGCUUCUCCAGGCCCGCCAACGGAAACAAAGGCACUUCGAGAUCUGUUUUCUACGUCCCGCUACAUGACCCGACCCCAGCGACAGCCGCAGUAGAGUCUGUGGCAUAAUCAUCUCUUCGUUGCUGAAGUAAAGUGCGCAUAACAUUGCCAAUGGGCUGCUGGUAUCUAAUAAUUGUAUAUCAACUCUGUAAACAUAUUUGUAGUAUUGAAAUGAUAACCCAUUGGUUAACAUUUCUUGCCAGUAGAAGACAAGACUGUGAUGAUAAAACUUUUGCUGUAUGGUUCGUUAGCAUUUUGAAGAGUAGUUUGCAAAACAAGUUUUUGUUUGUAUGUUUUUAAGUAGAAUUUUUUCAGGUUUCUCAUAUGUAUUUCCAGCUGGGGAUGAUAUGGCUCGCUGUGGUUCGUAAGUAUUUACCAAUUUUGAUCAUGUAUUUUGACAUACAUGUACCUAUGUUUUCUUGCAUCACAAUGAGCACAUUCUGAGGGCAAAUGCCGCAGUGCUGUAGGUUCUGCUAAAUAAAUCGCUGUACUAGCAGUAUUAUUUUUAGUAUGGGAUAUUUAAUUAAUUCCUUUUGGUUUUAUAUAAAUUUAUAAUGUUAAAAUGAUUUUUAAAUGUUUCAUACUGUGGUUGGAGUCUGCAAUACAGAUAAUUUUACACACUUUACAUUCAAAAACACAUUUUUCAUAACAUACCUACGUGCCAAAUUAAUAGCAGUUCUAUGCAGACAUGCUCACAUAACCCUGGAAAUUGUUCAGCUAUCAUAAAAAAAAUUUUUAUUUCAGUCAUUAUUCAUUAUUUAAUUAUUAGAAUACUAUGUAUUACAUUUUAAGUUAUUGUGGUUAGAGUACGUCAUUUGGGUUUGCUUUACUUGCUAUAUCUUUUGCUCCCUAGGAUUUGUGCAAAGAAAACAACUGAGGUUUAUUUUUUUUUUACUUCGCACAAAAACAGAAGUCUUAAAAAAUGCAACUGCGAAUUAAGAUUUGUCUGAAAGCAAAACCUAAUAUCCUGCCACAAAUGAUGAGAGCUCAAUCAAAUUAUGUAGUAUGUGUUUAAACAUAAGGUCGUAAAUAAGAAUAUACUCCAAAUAUCCUGUCGUAAUCAAAGAAAUACAUUUUAAGUAAAAAUAUUUUAUUCAAAAUACCAUCAUAUAUAAACAUACAAUCAUCACUAUUCAUAAAAACCACAUUAAACUGAACAUUACGAACAACACAGAAGUAGAUGACCCCAGCAGACAACUUGCCCUCGCACGGCAAGUAAAAAACGUAAGGGCACUCCCAAGAGUUAAAAGGCCAAUAAGAGACUGCAAGUAAAACAAACUUAGUGUUGCGGAGAGUAUUUUUCCGCUGCAACUGUUGCAGAAGCGAUGCAGAACAGGAUAAUGCACUGCUGCAACACUUUGCAUGGUGAAUGCACCCAAUGUUGUUAUUGUAGAUAUUUUGCUUGCAAGUUUUAGUGAGAGUGAGAUUGACAUGUGGUAUGUAAAAGUUUUCCAUUUUUAAAAUUUUUUUUAUUUAUUAGGAAAUAACUUUUAUUCCAUCUAGAUAUAUUUGCUAGUACUUUUAAAUUAAAGGACAGUAUUUUGAAUAUCUUUGAGUGUAUUCCAUAAUUUUGAGAUGUUUGGAGGUUUUUUUAUUAUUAUUAUUUAUGCAACAUGCUAUGCAUUCAUCCACUGUCAGUUAAGUGAAAUACCAUUUAAUACUCUGAUGCUAUUUUUUAUAUAUACACACACACACAUAUUUUGUUUAUGGGAAAAAAUUUAAAAAAAAUCUCCUACCUGGUAAUAAGUAACCUGUCAAGAACAAACAAAACAUGUUGAAAAUCAAAAUAAAAUAUUAAACAAAAAUUAAUAAAUGGAUUUUAAAACUUAACUUAAUUAGUACCUUCAUAGCAUCUAGGUUCUAGUUAACGCUGGGUAUAUUGAAUAAACACGUUAUUUGAAAGCCUAUGGCAUAUCAAGUGAGAACUGAUGGUGAAAAAUAAGAAGAGCAACAGUUGUGCACUUUGUACAUUACAUGUCAGAGUUUCCAUCUCGGCAGAACUUUUCUGCCAUCUGCAUAUGGCAUAUGGUUGUUAUCAGAAAAAAUUAGAUCCUGACGCUCUUUGUUUCAUAUUGAGUUGAUAGCCGAGCCCACAGGCUGUGCCCAACACAACCGGGGCCUGAUGUAGGAGCAUGUGCCCUGGGUACCACGUUUGGAAGUAUGGUCACAUAAGUACAUAAUCCUUUGGGACAUUUUACCCCGGGCAACAUUUCGACUAGAUCCUUCAGUGGUCAUCUUCGAGGUCGACAUGACUCUUGUCAUCCCCCUCCCCCCCCCCCCCCCACACACACACAUUUUAAAAAUUGUGUCAUUCAAUAUCUUGCGAAACCCACUAAUUCUUUAAAGGACAACAUGUUACAGGAGGAAGGUGAAUUGCUACCUCUUUUCAGGACAACAUACAGUACUUUGACUACAUUUAACAUUGACAUAUUUCAAAUGUAAUUAUUCGUGUUAUUCACGUCACCUUCCCUUGAAUUACCCUUAAUGUUUGGAGUUAAUAGUAUAUACACCCUCUUACAAGAACUGUAUGAAUAUUAAUGUGGUACUAGGUAUAUUUUAAGUUCAUCUAUAUGUGACAGUGCAUAAUGAACAAUUUUCUGAAAAACCGGUGAUUUUUGUUAUAAAUUGAAAAAUAUUAAGCUUAUCUAAAAUUAUGUCUUUAUUUUAUUUUCAGGAACAUUAAUUUUUUUUCUUUCAUUCUCAAUCAUUAAAAUAUAAUUGUAUUCACACAACCCUACUAAUUUUUUUUAAACUUUUGUAAAAAAUAAACAUUGCAAUUUAUUGAGACUGAGGAGCGAGUAAGGGAGAUGGUUUUUAAUGUUUUAUAGCAUACGUAUGUGUGGAAAAUACAAUAUUUUCUGUAGCUGAUGCUUGGAGAGAAGUUACUAGGAGUAUUAUAAGAGGCCCAAGUUUUGAUACUGGUGAGAUGUUAAAGUUAGUAUAACUCAUGUAUUAUUUUUGUAUAGAAUGUGUAUCUUACGUUGCCCAGCAACCUGGUGGACAGUGUAAUGUAGAAAAAAUUACUUUAGGACAGUUUUUUGUUUUGUUUUUCACUGCAGUUAUGGUGUAAAACUAAAAAUGUGAACUCAGGUUUUUAGCAUAAAAAUCUGUGUAGACUCAGGAAAUGGUCUCAACGAAAUACAUAUAAACACUUGUACCACAUUUAAAUUUUGUUCAUACUCCAUUCAAAAAUUUGUAUGUUUUACUGACACGUACAUGAAAAUCAACUAAUGGUACCUAAUUUGUGAAACUGCAGUGUAAUUAUAACUCACAAAAAUUCCAUGUAUAUUUCUCAUUAGACAUUUAACUCACAAAAAUUCCAUGUAUAUUUCUCAUUAGACAUUCUAUGUUGGAGUACUGGCAAAAAUAAUUGCUUUUGUAGCUCCAGGUUAAAUUCUUAUGUAUCUUUGUACAAAUAUUUAACAAUAAGAGCUGCAUUAAGGUAACAUUACAUUUUUAAUGUUUUAUUUGUAAUAUUAAUGGAAUGUUACAAAAACUGCAUGCACUGUUUUGUAGUCUAUUAUAUGGGUUAAAUUUAUAUUAUUCACUUACAAUAGUCAUGUAUAUACGUAGAUGGAAGCACUUGUUGCCAAAGCAUUUGUGUACAUAAUGUGCAUUUGUAAUUAUCAAGUACUGUUGAACUUGCUAAGUUCGAACCUAAAGGGACUGAGGAAUUAAUCUGUACUAACUAAAAGUUUGGAUUAAGAAAAGAAUUCUGUCAUCAGCUUAUGCGAUUUUUCAGAACAAUCCAUAUUUGUUCCUACAAUAGGUAUUAAUAGAUUCUUACAGAGUUUAUUGACACUGCAGUGCUCAUUCUUGAAAGAGUUUUGUCUGAAGUAGACUUGAAAAAAAUACCAUUGUCUCUGGGUAAAAAAAAGUUAAAGAUUGGAAUGUGACAAACAUCAAGAAAUAUAUAACUAAGUUGACAGUCACAGGAGCAUACACAAAAUUUCUUUUGUCAGGGAGGAGGGAGACAGAACUCCCACGUGUUAUAAAAUUUGUUCCUCUUUUUGGUAGGAAUGAUAGAUUUUUUUUAAGAUUUCUUGGGGGAGGGGGGUUAUAUUCUCCUCCCCCCCCCCCCCCCCCAAGUCAGUUACACUACCGCACAAUUGACGGAUGGGUGAUGGAAGAAGCCUUUGAACAUAACCGACUCUACAGCCACAUCAGGUAGAUUAACCAUUAACGUACUUAAAGGAAAGUUUUUCACUUUCAUUUAGUAUAACUUUGUUUUUUGUACACUGUCAUAAUAUGUUUUUGAAUAUGGUGUUGAAUACUACUCAUUCUCAUCUUGGCAUCCUUUUAACUCUCUUUUAUACUUUAAAUGUAAGGAUUUUUUUACAGCACACAUUGCUUUAAUCAUUUCACAACAUAUACUUAUUCACUCUAAAAUAUUCUGGUUCUCUUGUUUUAUUCAUUAUCUUUCCUACUUAAAUGUACCAUAUAAAAAAUUUAUCCUUUUUGUUUAGGUAAUAGACAGUGUGGAAAAAUCCCAAAAUUCUCGGCAAUUUAGAAUUUUUUUUAGCUCCUAUUGUACACCUUUAAUGAAGGCAUUUUUCUCUGACAAAGUUGCAUACACAGGUUAAGGCUGGGGUUAAUAAACUAUGUGAGACGCUAAAAGUUAAACAACUAUUUAUUCAAACUGCCAUUUAUAUAUUAUGCAAGAUGCAAAAAUGCAAUGCAAGCAUUGGUCAGCUAUUAAUUACUUGUAUUUUGGCUUGUGUUGCCUUCUAUAAUUGAAGUGAAGUGUUCCGAAAACUUUUAAAGUUGCAGACAUAAUGUGUGUAGAAGGCUAUGAUUUUAUUUUUAUCACAUGCAUCAUGUUUUCACUGACAUUCCUCUUGCACAGUGAAAUCAAAUGAUGCCCAUUAAUCAAAUUAUAAAGAAUUUCACACGUUUUCAUGAAAUACAUUAACUAUGAAGAAAAAAAACCACGUAGAGAAAAUUUUUUUUCUUCAGUUUUACAGUUUCAAGUUGUAAGACUGGCGAUGUCUUGUGAUAUAUUUCAUAAACUACUGUAGUUUUCUUGUGUUUCUUAAAAUGUUUAUAGACCCAGCCUAAGAUAGCGACUCGACACUGCCGUCCUCUUACAUGACCAUAAUGAAACGUAACACACAAGUUAAAACAUAACAAAAAAAAACAGAAUGAACUGAUAGGUUAUGGUAGAAAAAGCACAAAGUGCCUGAUCAGAGAAUUUUUGGACUGACAAGGUAAAACUAUGUCAACAGGCCUUACUGUAGCAUCCUGGAAGAGUUGUGUUUAGCUCGAGAUUAGUGUGGGAGUAUAACUGCCGGUAUCUGCAGUAAUUCAGCUUGUUUUACUAAUCAUUAAGAGCAUUUUACUUAAAAAUAUCACAAUAAAAUUAAAAUUAUUAUAUGGACUAAAUAGAAAAUUAAGGGAUCAGCAAAAACUUUUAAACCUACAAUAUUUAAAUGUACAAGUUCGACUUAGACAAGUUCUACUGCAUUGUUUUAUUUAUAUUUCUAAUGGCAUUGUAAGACACUUCGUCCCACCUUGUGUUUGUUACGCCAUGCUUGAUGUGUGUUUGUUCACAAUAACCUUAUAACCAUAACUAUUUUGAGAGGUUUUCGUACUGAUGUUUGAAUGUAUUGAAAUAAUUCAUUAUGUUAUGAAGCCAUAUCUGUUGUAUUUCUGGUGAAUAAAUAUUUGAACUUA
Bacillus rossius redtenbacheri is the source of this 9479-nucleotide messenger RNA. It is a transcript of the gene Tbc1d8-9, whose product is annotated as TBC1 domain family member 9. The record is from RefSeq and is a predicted model, not a curated record. NCBI's taxonomy places the organism in Eukaryota, Metazoa, Arthropoda, Insecta, Phasmatodea, Bacillidae. The coding region runs from base 345 to 3875 and encodes 1176 amino acids. Gene Ontology annotation, molecular function: calcium ion binding. The transcript has 23 exons.